CAGCAACGUAAGCAACAAGUAGUUGGCCAUGUUCUAAACAGUUGAAGCUGUCGCGUUCAAAACGAGUGGAUCCGUUGUGUUUCAGCAAGUGUUUUAUCGGUUUUUGACUUAGUCGGUGACCUGUGUCGGAUGUUGACUCAAAUGACGUCGCGGUAGCACACAAGUGAUGAGUGCGACGAAAAAGUGAAACGUUACACUCAGUUUAGAAAUAAUAUUCGUGUGUUGUUAACCUUCGGCAACAGCAGCGUCGUAACUGUGUGACAAGACAACGAUGACGAGCCGCCGGAAAAAGCGCCAGCAGGAUGGCUUCAUGAAGAAGGUGUCUUCGCUCUUCAACCUAGACACGGCGCACACGCCGCUGUUGCCCGGAGAUAGCAAACACGUGAACGGCGAUGCGGAGUGGGAGUUCGAGGAGAUGGUGCUGGAGCGCGGCGGCGCGGGCCUGGGCUUCAGCAUCGCGGGCGGCACCGACAACCCGCACGUGGGCGACGACAGCGCCAUCUACAUCACCAAGCUCAUCCCGGGCGGCGCCGCCGCCGCCGACGGCCGCCUCCGCGUCGGCGACACCAUCCUCCAGGUCAACGACGUCUCCGUCGUCGACGUGCCGCACGCCGCAGCCGUCGACGCGCUCAAGCGCGCCGGCAACACCGUCCGCCUCUACGUGCGGCGGCGACGGACGGCGGGCAACGUGCGCCUGCUGGAAAUCGAGCUGGUGAAGGGCAGCAAGGGGCUGGGCUUCAGCAUCGCGGGCGGCAUCGGCAACCAGCACAUCCCGGGCGACAACGGCAUCUACGUCACCAAGAUCAUGGACGGCGGCGCCGCGCAGGUCGACGGACGGCUGCUCGUCGGCGAUAAGCUGGUCGCCGUCAAGAACACGCCGCAUGGUGAAAAAAAUCUAGAAAAUGUCACCCACGAAGAGGCUGUCGCAACUCUGAAGGCCACACAAGACAGAGUGGUGCUGCUCGUGGCGAAACCAGAAAAUGCGUACCUGCCGCCCCCACCUGAUGUGUCCAAUACACCUCCACCACCUCCAUCAGAAUCACAGAUGCCAUAUUCCGAUUCUCUCAACACUCCAAUGACACUGCAGGCAUCGACGCCACGGGCUGUCAGUGAAGAAGACGUCUCUAGGGAGGUGCGCACGGUGGUGCUGAACAAGGGCGCGAGUGGCCUGGGCUUCAACAUCGUCGGCGGCGAGGACGGCGAGGGAAUCUUCGUGUCGUUCAUCCUGGCCGGCGGCCCGGCCGACCUCAGCGGCGAGCUACGGCGCGGGGACCAGAUCCUCAGCGUCAACGGCGUCAACCUGCGCAAUGCCACGCACGAGGAGGCCGCGCAGGCCCUCAAGGGUGCUGGCCAGACAGUGACUAUUGUGGCACAGUAUCGACCUGAAGAGUACAAUCGAUUCGAAGCUCGGAUCCAUGACCUCAAACAUCAGAUGUCCCAGCAGAUUAUGUCUGGCACACUCAUGAGGACAUCACAGAAACGGUCAUUGUAUGUUCGGGCACUGUUCGAUUACGACCCCAACAAAGAUGAUGGCCUGCCCAGUAGGGGCUUGCCAUUCCAUUAUGGAGACAUCCUGCACGUCACAAACGCGAGCGACGACGAGUGGUGGCAGGCACGCCGCGUUCUCCCUACAGGCGAGGAGGAGGGAAUGGGUAUCAUUCCAUCCAAGAGACGUUGGGAACGCAAGCAACGAGCCAGAGAUCGUACUGUCAAGUUCCAGGGACAUGUUCCAGGGGGACCAGGCUCUGACAAGCAGUCGACACUAGACAGAAAAAAGAAGAACUUCUCCUUCAGUAGAAAGUUCCCAUUUAUGAAGAGUAAAGAUGACAAGUCAGAGGAUGGUUCAGAUCAAGAACCUUCUCCAACCACUCCCAACAACGAGGGUGAUCCUAAUAACAUGCCAUUCAUGCUGUGCUACACUCAAGAUGACACUCACACAGAAGGAGGAGAAGAAUCUGUGCUGUCGUACGAGCCAGUACAACAGCUUCAGAUACAGUACACGAGGCCUGUUAUUAUACUUGGUCCACUGAAAGACAGAGUGAACGAUGAUCUGAUUUCAGAAUUCCCUGAUAAGUUUGGCAGCUGUGUGCCUCACACGACAAGACCCAAACGAGAAUAUGAAGUGGAUGGAAGGGACUAUCACUUUGUGGCAUCUAGAGAACAAAUGGAACGUGACAUCCAAAACCAUUUAUUCAUAGAAGCUGGACAAUACAAUGAUAAUCUCUAUGGCACAUCAGUUGCCUCCGUGAAAGAAGUUGCUGAAAAGGGAAAGCACUGCAUCCUGGAUGUAAGUGGAAAUGCAAUCAAGAGGUUACAAGUUGCUCAGCUCUUCCCCAUUGCCAUUUUCAUUAAACCAAAGUCCGUGGAAUCCAUCAUGGAGAUGAAUAAGAGGAUGACAGAAGAACAAGCCAAGAAAACAUAUGAGCGUGCAAUGAAAAUGGAACAAGAGUUUGGAGAGUAUUUUACAGCUGUAGUCCAGGGUGACACUCCUGAGGACAUAUACAUGAAGGUGAAGGAAGUGAUUGAGGAGCAGUCCGGACCGAGCAUCUGGGUUCCGUCGAAGGACCAACUGUGACGGUCUGCGUGGACCAUGCCCGCCCGCCGCUAGAUGCGGCUGGCCCGCGUGGCGUAGUGUCUGAAGAGACCGUGGCCUGUCCACAUGCCCAAACACACAAACAUAAUGCGACGGAGUGUUCCAUAGUGAUGUCCCACGAUCCGAUGUGUCGCAAGGAGAUUUGCGUGUUAUUAUCAGUUUUGUGUAGAGCUUGUUGUUUGUUCUUGUAUCACUUAACUUGUUAUGUGAUUGUGCAAUUUGUGUGUCAAAGAUCCUUUUCAAUUUUAACACAUGGAAUCUGACUAACCACAAAAUAGAGUAAUAAUCUGAUCUGAAAUGUACACCGAGUCCUCGUUAUUCGGAGUUUUGAGGCUUUGAUUUGUAACUCGCAUUGUAUUGGCAAUAAAAUUUUAUUCGAGGUAGGUGGUGUCGAAGGCAGUGUUCGACUGUAUGCUGGCUUGCUCUGGACAGAAGCUCUGAUAUUAGUGGAACUCGUGUUAUUAGACUGUGGAUGGCUCAUCUGAUAACAGAUUGUGUUUCCGGUUCUGCUAGAUGCUGCGCAGUGGUGGUGAUCUGUGGGAGUGGUCUGGGAGCUGAGCACGAGGCAGUGAUUUGGGAUAAUAUGGCCGAAUUGAAAUAGUUGUUUUUAAGAAUAUGAAGAUGCCCAAGUUUCUAAAGUUUCACCCUGUGUGUUGUGAAGCAAGUUAAAUUAUUUUUCAGGCAGAACUUGAACUGUGUAUAGUGUGAAAUCUUCAUCGGACUGUGUACAGUCGUGGGGUUAAAAAGACUCAGUUUUUGUAAAUGACUGACAAUUUGGAAAGUGUCUUUGCUGGCACUCUAGAGAUCUGAUUUUUACUAAACAAUACAGAAAUCUCAGUUACUGCAUAUUAUUUCCCUCUGUGUAAAGUGUGUUGCAUUAAAUGGAGAGAAUAUAGGUAAAAAGGUAGUACUCACCAGAAUGAGGGUUCACAGUUGAGCCAAAAACGUGAAAAAGUGGAUGCUGUAACACUAGCAUUUGGAAUGAGAGGAGUUACAAAGUGGGAGAAAAUAAAAGGUGUAGGGAAAUGAAUGAAAGGAGGUGGCUUUAUCCAGUCUUUCCAUUAAAUAGCAGGUCAUGGAUAAAGCAGUUAAGGAAUGAAGUAGUAUAUGAUGAGAAGAGGCAUUUUGGUACAGGAGAAAUGCUACAGAAUGGAAAGAGAGAGUAAAAAGUCAAGGUAAAAUUAGGAUACAAACAGGAGAUAGAACCAUGAGGAAAGGGUAGACAGCUUGCAGAAAUAAUAUGAUGGACAAAGAUGUCUGUGCAAUUGCAGGCCUUGAGGAUUCAGUCACUAAAAUUGGCACCUUGAUCUGUUUAGAUGCAUUGGAGAGCUCCUGCUGAAAUAACGUAUUUAUUGUACCUGUGCCUAUUUAUGCUAUGGGUUUUAUUGUUAGUGACACUGCUUGCAUCUGUUGCGGCAGGUAACAUGAAUGACUUUUAAGAUGUGCAUGGGUAGUGUGCAAACAUCUCAUCUGUCAAUCAUUGUGGAAGACAUGACAUGAGAAAGUGGUCAUAAAGACGUAGGUUUUAUAACUGCAAAGAAAGAGCAGGAAUUGGAAAUUGAUGAGGCAUAAGAAUGCCACCUGACUGUUCAUUCAUUUACCAUUUACACUCAAGAUAUUCUCUUUCUGCUCUCUUACACAUGACUCAGUCCUCCUUAGAGUUUUUGUGUCUGUGUUUGCUCAGUGCUUACAUAUUUUAUUUUCCUCCUCCUUUUUUCUCUCUGAAUACAGAGACAGGGGCAGUUUAGGUUUCUAUAUUCCCCCUCAUGUUUUUGUUGGCUGAACUGUGAUACCUAUUCUUGCUGAGUACAUUAAUUUCAUUGAGCUGUACUCAAGUUUUCUAUUUAUCAAAUGGGCUGCAAAUGCCCAUAAUCCAAAGAUAAGAAGGAAAGCGUCCUGGUUUCCUCCAUGAAGAAUUAGAGAUGUAGUUUAAGAAGAAUUUACUACAUAUGAAUAAUGAUAUAAUCUGAUUGCCAUGUUUCAAUUUUUAUAUAGCAAUUUAACAUUCUUAUUACCUGAAUUUGAAGAUGGUCAUGUUUAAAAAAAUAUGCAGUUUGUUACUAGGUCUUUAUUUAUUGAGAACUGGUGCCGAAGACAUAUUCAGAGCUUGUAGUUUGAACACAACAUGAAUGUACAUAACACUCUGUUUAUUGGGAAGCUGUAUUAAGUGAAAAGUCCUUAGGGGCGUAAUGGUGGCUAAUAUUAAACUCCUUGUUUUGUUUUUAAUCGUGUAAACCUGCUAACAAGUUGUUAAUGCUGAAGCAGUAUGGAAGCACAGCCUGCAAGGCACAUAUGAUGUACUGAUGGGAAAUUCUUAGAUAUGAUAUGAUGACAAUGCAUAAAUAAUGCAUUUUCUGUACACUUUUGUGUGUUGUUACUUCUACAAUUUUCUGAUUUUAUUAUGUCCUAAUGUUCUCUCUUUUGACAUUUUGCAAUGAUGUCAGUCUUUACUCUAUUUCUCUUUUCUGUAAACUCACUUCUUUUCUAGCUUUUUUCUUUUAUUAGUUAGAGUGGCCUCUAUAUUUAAAUUGCUGUGCCUGAAUGUUCUUUUAAAUGAUGUUUUAUCUCUCUUAAAUUUUUGAAACUAACUGUCUGCAAUUCAUUAUAGUGUUUUAACAUGGCAGAUAAUGCUUGUAAAUCUGAGGCCACAGUUUUCGUAAUUAACUUGUUGAUGUGUUACUCAUUUGUACAAUUCAUGUUUUAAUUCAAUGGCUGACAUACUCAGUAAGUUCUACUCUCUAAGCAACUGUAGCUUACUAUUAAGUGUGUUGGCUGGUACAAGUAAACAGAUCAGAUGACAAUGUGCAUGGCUUUUACAUAUUAACACUGUUUAUAAUAAAACUUCUAUCCAUUGACUGCAGUUGUGUAAAAGUGUUGUUGAAUUAUUAUUGUAUACAAAAAGUACUGCCCAUUUCAUUGCAGUGUAAAUAAAGUUGAGUCCCCAUAA
This is a messenger RNA of Schistocerca nitens (vagrant locust), 5540 nucleotides long. RefSeq names its product disks large 1 tumor suppressor protein (gene dlg1). Gene Ontology annotation, cellular component: postsynaptic density membrane; neuromuscular junction; neuron projection. NCBI's taxonomy places the organism in Eukaryota, Metazoa, Arthropoda, Insecta, Orthoptera, Acrididae. Gene Ontology annotation, biological process: chemical synaptic transmission. Bases 272 to 2575 code for a protein of 767 amino acids. The transcript has 18 exons. The record is from RefSeq and is a predicted model, not a curated record. Gene Ontology annotation, molecular function: kinase binding.